This is a messenger RNA of Penicillium digitatum Pd1, 639 nucleotides long. RefSeq lists its product as uncharacterized. NCBI's taxonomy places the organism in Eukaryota, Fungi, Ascomycota, Eurotiomycetes, Eurotiales, Aspergillaceae. The record is from RefSeq and is a predicted model, not a curated record.
AUGUCGAAUGAAACUAACCGCUCUUUUUCUUCUGGCGAGGACUCUGCCCCCGAGAGCGUCACCACCCAAUUCGGUUCUGGCAUCGUUAACGCUUCCCAGACUGUGAACAACCGGUUUGGCUCUGGUGUGGUCAAUACAACCCAGACCAUCAGCAUCCCGUUCGGAGCUGGUGGGAUCAAUGCCUCCCAGACUGUGAACAACCAUUUCGGCUCUGGUGUGGUCAAUGCAACCCAGACAAUUACCAGCUCUUUCGGUUCUGGCGCGAGCAAUAUCCCCCAGACCACCACCAAUCCAUUCGGCUCUGGAGUGAACAGUAACACCCAUGCCGCCACCAAUCCGUUCCAUUCUGGCGUGGGCAACAUCCCCCAGAAUAUUACCAACCCUUUCCGUCCUGGCCGGGCCGCUCCUCCCCAGCCCAACAAUCCUUUUGCUUCUGGUCUGAGAAAUGGCACCCCGGUCAUCCCCAACCCUUUCGUCUCUGGUUGGGGCAUUCCCUCCCAGACCAUCAACAACCCUUUCCGUCCCGCCCCCGCCGAUGAUGCCCCUCGGACUCCCAAUGGGGGACUGACCAAUGGUCACUCCCACGAGACCGACGAGGAGGCCGAGGAAGAUGAGGACCCCGAUGAAGAGGGGGCUUAG